AGGGGUCAAUUACGGUAAACAGUCGCGGCAGUAAAAAAUCAGUCAAAAUUUCAUGUUGAGUUUUUCGCCCAAACCCGGAUUCCAGCGGGGACGUAACGAUCUGUCCCGGCGGCAUGGCUCGCCCCGUGUCCCGCCACGGCGGCAGGAGGCAGUACGGCAGGUCACCGAUGGCUCCUACGGGCAGCGAGGCGGGGGGAAACUUCAUGUUCCCCGACUCGCCCUCCCCAAGUUACGGUGGUGAGUUUGUUCCCAGCCCCCCUCCCACGGAGCGCCCUGCCAGCCGGCGCAGAGGUCGGAUCCACGACCCCGCCGACCCCACCGCCAGCCCCACCGCCACGCCUAACAACACCCCGGAGACCGGACACGUCCGUAAGAUGCGCCCAAGGUCAGCUAAAGGUCGUCCGCGCCCGGGGUCAGCCAGAAGUCCCGACAUGACGGGAAGUCCGAUAUCUGCCUCACCGCCGAUGCACGGGUCGCCCGUUAUGCGCCCGUCUUCAAGAGAGGAUUCUGGGAUAGACAUCCUGGCUCUUAGUCCUCCAGCCAGACCAACCUCUGCCUUGUCAAGAUAUCGAGUUCUCCCUUCCAUCGGCCCCAGACCUGGGACAGCAUCAGAAGACAGUGGGGUUGAUGGCAUCUCCCAUGGCAUGGAUCACAUGACUCUGACUAACCAAUCAGGACACUCCACGGGAGAGCCACGGAAACGCCACAGGAAGCGGUCCACGGAAGAGGAGACGUACCCACAAUCCUCCUCUUCCCAACGGACCAAUCAGGGCUCAGAAGACUUGAGGAGAAAAAAUAGACACGACGCCAGAAUUCAAGACGAGACAAAAAUGCAUCACAGACCUACGAAAACACAUCAAAGAGAGGAAGGAAGGAUGCAGGAUGGAGAUGACAGAAGGCCACAAGAUGAGCAACAAGAUAAAGAAGCUGUACAGACUCCAAAACGGCCGGUAAGCGCCACGUGGCUCGCCAGAAUCCCCGUCCCUCACGAACCGGGGGUGAACCAGGACAGGCUACUGCUCGCCCUCAAGCUCCCCGGAGGUCAGAGGUUACAGCGGCACUUCCACGCCACGGACACGCUGAGCGGGAUCCUGGCGUACGCUCAGACUCAGACGGACCAGAAACUCGGAACGUGCGAGAUCGCGGUCCAGGGGACGCCGCAGAGACUGUUUACGUCGUCCGACUUUAAAAUGACGAUCGCUGAGGCAGAAAUUCAUGAGAAAACACUCUUGUACAUCCAGGCUGAUGAGGAGGAAGAGGAGGAUGAUGGGUUGUAGUUGCCAUGGCAACUCAGGCCAGAGCCGCCAUUGGUUGAUUCAGGAACCAGCUUACAAUAUUGAAGAAUGUACAUAUGUUUUGAUUGUAGAUUCUGUAUUACUUAAAUGUGAAUAGAAAAGAUUUUAUAUGAGAGAAAUUCUUCCUCUACACAUUCCAGUUUCAAUGUAUGGUAUCCUGUCUCUUUUGGGGGGCAAAUUUCGAGUUUAAAAACAUUGACAAGACUUUAAGAAUACAGUCUUCCUACAUGAAAAGCGGUCAGUCAAAGUGCCAAGUGCUGUCACUGAGCAUGAUUCUAAAUUGACCUCUUACUUUCUAGUAUGUUUUCUUUAAGGUUUUUGGGUAAAGGUAAAAAUAAUUCUGUUUCAGACUGGUGAUAUGUCACAGUUGUGAACUAAUUUUUACUUUAUGAACACCAGCACUUUUAGGCACUAUUCCAUAAAGACUAAGGUGUGUAUAGUGAGCUGUACAGAUUUUAAAAUUCCACGGAAAGUACACUAAGUGUACAAAUUAUCACAGCAAAGACUUGUACAUAAUAAAAUGUAUCAAUGGCUUUGUGGAAAAGUAUAGAUAUACUUAUUUAUAGUUGCUAUUAUGCAAGUUUUCUCUUUAGCCAGAGUACAGAACUAUGAAUGCAUUGUCACUAGAAAUGCAAUGCUUGGAUUAAACUUCUUCCACAAGAAUGGACCUUGCACUUCA
Molecule: messenger RNA, 1974 nt
Organism: Branchiostoma belcheri (Belcher's lancelet)
Lineage: Eukaryota; Metazoa; Chordata; Leptocardii; Amphioxiformes; Branchiostomatidae
Product: UBX domain-containing protein 10-like
Exons: 3
Coding region: 114-1277 (387 amino acids)
Cellular component (GO): endoplasmic reticulum
Molecular function (GO): ubiquitin binding
Source: RefSeq, a predicted model, not a curated record